AUGAAUUCCCCUACUACUAGAAGUGGACCAGCGGCUACUGCUCCCGCUGAUGUUCUACGCCGCAUCUUCCUUGACACUACGUUCGGUUUCUUGGAUGGUCUCAGUUCCACCGACUGGGUUAAACUCCAACUGGUUUCCCGUGAUCGUGAAUUCGAAACCUACAGCAAAGGUCUGCGUACCGUCGUCAACUCAGCUCUCGUGAACAAGCAUUGGCGGGCGGUUGCUGUCACCGUCCUUUACUACGAUAUCCAAGUCCGGGAUUGGACUAUUCAACGCGUCGAGGCACUCUGUGAUGCGUUGCGGGCCCAUCCUUCUCUCGCUGCGAACGUGAGAAGGCUCACGCUAUUGCCUGCCCGGGAUCCGCAAGCCGAUUGGGACUGCGAUUUGCACAAGGUGGACAUCACGAAGUCACUGUCCCGCUUGCAAUUGCUCUGGCUCUGUCGCAACGUGACGGAUCUCCGCUUGAGCGAGGGGCAGGUGGCGCGCGCCGAGGACUUUCUCGCCGUCCUUCCCAAAUGCCGGGACAUCCGGACUUUUUGCAUUGAACGGUGUAUCCACGACGACGGCAGGCCCGCGGUUCACUUUUGCAAUCUCCAACAACUGCUGCUGUUUAUGUUGGAGUGGCCCUCCAUUGAACGUGUUCACGUCCUGCAGGGGGCGGUCUCAGACUGCAAUUUGGACGAAUAUUUGUAUUCGUGGGAAGGUGUCCACCCCCGAGGCGACGCCAGCUUGUGUUCGCUUCGGGUUCUCAAGCUGGGCCACACUGUCCUCACAGCCGGGGACAUCGACUUCCUCUCCCGUUUCGCCACCCAGAUCGAAGUACUCGAGUUUGGACUGGCAAACAUGAUAGGUUGCGCGCCGACGCGCAUCGCAGAAAAGCUCGUCCCGGCGCUCAAGGGCUGGCAGAAGACUCUGCAAGACCUGUCUCUUCUCCCCAGCGAGGAAGUCGUGCAUGAGUGGUCCAGGUGGUACACUGAGCAUGAACGGGGGCACAGCGACGCGGAGGACCUCUUCCCGGCGAUAGCAGCCCUGCCCAUGCUUCGUCGUCUGCAGAUUGGGCCGGCGCUGCCUAUCGCACCGCUGGUUUCUUCGUUUCCACCGGCCCUCGAAGCCUUGCACGCGGGGCUUGUGCCAGAGGACCUCCGCGUUCUGAUAUGCGCUUUGCGGGGACAGAUGGGCCCGGGUUUGAAAUCCCUGACUCUUAAACGCGGGGUGGUUGAGUAUGCCUUCGACCGGGCGGACGUGAGCGAGCUCCGAGAAAUCUGCAAGCUCAGGGAAAUCCAGCUGGAGGAGUGA
Messenger RNA from Gloeophyllum trabeum ATCC 11539, 1296 nucleotides. RefSeq lists its product as uncharacterized. The record is from RefSeq and is a predicted model, not a curated record. Bases 1 to 1296 code for a protein of 431 amino acids. Lineage: Eukaryota; Fungi; Basidiomycota; Agaricomycetes; Gloeophyllales; Gloeophyllaceae. The transcript has a single exon.